Molecule: messenger RNA, 363 nt
Organism: Colletotrichum truncatum
Lineage: Eukaryota; Fungi; Ascomycota; Sordariomycetes; Glomerellales; Glomerellaceae
Product: cupin 2 domain-containing protein
Source: RefSeq, a predicted model, not a curated record
AUGGAACAAUUCGAAUUCCACCCCGCAACCUCCGUCCCGAGCCGCACCUGGACCGAACUGGAGCCCGGAGUGGACGAGAUGGUUCUAAACGCCGACCCAUCCACCGGCCGGCGCACGACCCUCCAACGCUGGGCCCCCGGCGCCGCUAACCGCCAGCCCAUCUUCGUCCACGAUUAUGUCGAGGAGAUUUACCUCACCGAGGGCGACCUUUAUGAUGUCCGCCUCGGCCAGGGCUGGGAGAAAGGCGCCUACGCAUACCGCAAACCCGGCAUGGAACACGGACCAUUCAGGAGUGAGAAGGGAUGCCUCAUGUUUAUCCUUUGUAUACCCGUUUCUGCAGAUGGGAAGGAAAAGAAGGCUUGA